This is a messenger RNA of Otolemur garnettii (small-eared galago), 4510 nucleotides long. RefSeq names its product Cbl proto-oncogene (gene CBL). The coding region runs from base 129 to 2543 and encodes 804 amino acids. Gene Ontology annotation, molecular function: receptor tyrosine kinase binding; phosphotyrosine residue binding; SH3 domain binding. Lineage: Eukaryota; Metazoa; Chordata; Mammalia; Primates; Galagidae. The transcript is spliced from 14 exons. Gene Ontology annotation, cellular component: membrane raft; plasma membrane. Gene Ontology annotation, biological process: negative regulation of epidermal growth factor-activated receptor activity; cell surface receptor signaling pathway. The record is from RefSeq and is a predicted model, not a curated record.
UCCGCCCGGAUAGCCGGCGGCGGCGGCGGCGGUCGGGAGAGGCCCCUCCUUCACGCCUUCCUUCUUUCGUUCGCUCGCAGCCGAGCGGAGCCGGCUGACCCGGCUGGGCCCCCCACCUUCCCUGGGCCAUGGCCGGCAACGUGAAAAAGAGCUCUGGGGCCGGGGGCGGUGGCGGCUCCGGGGGCUCGGGCUCUGGAGGCCUGAUCGGGCUCAUGAAGGACGCCUUCCAGCCGCACCACCACCACCACCACCUCAGCCCCCACCCGCCGGGGACGGUGGACAAGAAGAUGGUGGAGAAGUGCUGGAAGCUCAUGGACAAGGUGGUGCGGUUGUGUCAGAACCCAAAGCUGGCGCUAAAGAAUAGCCCACCUUAUAUCUUAGACCUGCUGCCAGAUACCUACCAGCAUCUCCGUACUAUCUUGUCAAGAUAUGAGGGGAAGAUGGAGACACUUGGAGAGAAUGAGUAUUUUAGGGUGUUCAUGGAGAAUUUGAUGAAGAAAACUAAGCAGACCAUAAGCCUCUUCAAGGAGGGGAAAGAAAGAAUGUAUGAGGAGAAUUCUCAGCCUAGGCGAAACCUAACCAAACUGUCCCUGAUCUUCAGCCACAUGCUGGCAGAACUAAAAGGAAUCUUUCCAAGUGGACUCUUUCAAGGAGACACAUUUCGGAUUACUAAAGCGGAUGCUGCAGAGUUUUGGAGAAAAGCUUUUGGGGAAAAGACAAUUGUCCCUUGGAAGAGCUUUCGACAGGCCCUACAUGAAGUACAUCCCAUCAGUUCUGGACUGGAGGCCAUGGCUCUGAAAUCCACUAUUGAUUUGACUUGCAAUGAUUAUAUUUCAGUUUUUGAAUUUGAUAUCUUCACACGACUCUUUCAGCCCUGGUCCUCUUUGCUCAGGAAUUGGAACAGCCUUGCUGUAACUCAUCCUGGUUACAUGGCUUUUCUGACAUAUGAUGAAGUGAAAGCUCGGCUCCAGAAAUUCAUUCACAAACCUGGCAGUUACAUCUUCCGGCUGAGCUGUACUCGUCUGGGUCAGUGGGCUAUUGGGUAUGUUACUGCUGACGGGAACAUUCUCCAGACAAUCCCUCACAACAAACCUCUCUUCCAAGCACUGAUUGAUGGCUUCAGGGAAGGCUUCUAUUUGUUUCCUGAUGGACGAAAUCAGAAUCCUGACUUGACAGGCUUAUGUGAACCAACCCCCCAAGACCACAUCAAAGUGACGCAGGAACAAUACGAAUUAUACUGUGAGAUGGGCUCCACCUUCCAGCUGUGUAAAAUAUGUGCUGAAAAUGAUAAGGAUGUGAAGAUUGAGCCCUGUGGACACCUCAUGUGCACGUCUUGUCUUACAUCCUGGCAGGAAUCAGAAGGUCAGGGCUGUCCUUUCUGCCGAUGUGAAAUUAAAGGUACUGAGCCCAUUGUGGUGGAUCCAUUUGAUCCUAGAGGAAGUGGCAGCCUAUUGAGGCAAGGAACAGAGGGAGCUCCUUCUCCAAAUUAUGAUGAUGACGACGACGAACGUGCUGAUGAUUCUCUCUUCAUGAUGAAGGAAUUGGCCGGUGCCAAGGUAAGACUGCAAGUUAGGUGCACAGCAGAAUUCAUUAUGACAGAAUACUUAAUGACCUCCAAACUACGAGGGGUAGUAAUAUGUGAUAUUCCUGCCUCUGGCUCCCUCCAUAAAGACAAACCACUGCCAGUACCUCCCACACUUCGAGAUCUUCCACCACCACCCCCUCCAGACCGGCCUUACUCCGUUGGAGCAGAAACCCGGCCUCAGAGACGGCCCCUGCCUUGUACACCAGGCGAUUGUCCAUCUAGGGACAAACUACCCCCUGUCCCCUCUAGCCGUGUUGUUGGGGACUCAUGGCUGCCCCGGCCAAUCCCGAAAGUACCAAUUGCUGCCCCAAGUUCCAAUGACCCUUGGACAGGAAGAGAGUUAACCAACCGACACUCACUUCCUUUUUCAUUGCCCUCACAAAUGGAUCCCAGAGCAGAGGUGCCUAGGCUGGGAAGCACAUUCAGUCUGGAUACCUCCAUGAGUAUCAGUAACAGCCCAUUAACAGGCCCAGAUUGUGAGCACCCCAAAAUCAAACCUUCCUCAUCUGCUAAUGCCAUCUAUUCUCUGGCUGCCAGACCUCUUCCUGUGCCAAAACUACCACCUGGGGAGCAGUGUGAGAGUGAGGAGGACACGGAGUAUAUGACUCCCUCCUCUAGGCCUCUACGACCUUCGGACACAAGCCAGAGUUCACGUAAGUCACUAGAUGGAAACUUCACUGAGGGUUCCCAAGUUCCUGAGAGGCCCCCUAAACCGUUCCCUCGGAGAAUCAACUCUGAACGGAAAGCGGGUAGCUGUCAGCAGGGUGGUGGUGCUGCUGCCUCUGUCGCCGCUACCUCACCUCAGCUCUCCAGCGAGAUCGAGAACCUCUUGAGUCAGGGCUACUCCUACCAGGACAUUCAGAAAGCUUUGGUCAUUGCCCACAACAACAUCGAGAUGGCCAAAAACAUCCUUCGGGAAUUCGUUUCGAUCUCUUCUCCUGCCCAUGUAGCCACCUAGCACACUACCUCCCGCCGCAGCUUUAGAGUGAGCUGGGAGCUCUUAUGUAGCACCUAGAAGGGCAGGGCUUCCUUCGGAGACUUAACAGUGGAGUCUUGCCCUCUCUGUGGGAUAUCACAUCUGUGGUUCCAGGAUUUCAAAGCAGUGGAAUGAAAGUGGAGCAGCUAGUAUGUUUGUUGUUUUAUGGGUCUUGAGAGUGCAUUUGAGGGUGCCCUUCAGUCCCCACUGAGAGAAGGUGUGGACAUUAUUCCAUGGUAGCCUACCUGGGUAACAGUCCAGAAAGCCGCGUAGAUAAGUAUUGUGCUGUAGAUUUUAACUGGGGACUUAAGACUUUCCUGGGUUAAGGAUGUGGCUAAGUGUCUGUCUGUCUGCCUGUGGUUAUGUGUAUCCUUGUGAUUAUAGGAUUAACCUGCUGUGUGUGUUAAUCCCAGGCAGGGAAUUAGCACAAGAGGUUUAGAAGGAGUCUUUUAAAGACUUCCAUCUACUGUGGUAUUAUACCCAACCCUAGUGUGUGUACAACUUCAGCACUCCCCUUUGGCUUAGAUUAUCAAGUGCAUAGCUAAAGUCUUAUAUUUUUAGAACACUUUAGAACACCCUCCCUCUGUUCUUUCCUCUAUCAGCUUUUUCCUCCUCCUCCUCCUCCUUCUCCUUGGUGUUCUGUCAUUGGCAGUGGGUUUGCUAUGACCAGCCUUACUGAGGCCAAGGAGCUUAGGGGAUGUUUUGUAUUACGUGUGAUGGUGUUGGUUUGUGUGGUAGAGAGGUGGGAGGAAAAGUACUGUUGCUGUAUCAUUAUAGUCAUGUUUGAUACUAGAAGCUAACACUGGUCACUCCAAAAGCACUGUUUCUAUAGGAACAUUGAAUUUGUGAAGAUGAGAUGUUUUCAUGAUCCUAAUUACCUAACGACUGAUUUGAGAUAGAGGCCUUCAAAUACAUUCCAUGCCCUCCCCAGAAAAUCGUCUGUGGGAGUAUGUUGCCUUGCUGCCAGGUCUGUGUUCUGAUGUAGGUCAUGAGUCUUUCUACUCAACGGGAAGGGAAGAACAUUUGUUUCCAGGAUAACUUUCUGGCCCAAAUACCAUGAAGUUUUUUAGGAAGCUUCAUUCACAUGCUAUUUAAAUGCCCGAAAUAGUUAGUCAGGAUAUUUAUCUGUUCAUUUUUCUUCCCAGUGAUGAAUUAAUUUCAGCUUUUAGGGUGUCUUCCCUUUGAACGUGAGCCAGGUUAGAUUUUCAGAAAUGAUGUUUUUCUUUGCCCACGGCAGCACAGCAUGUUGCUGAUAAUUCGCACCUUCCUACAUUGAUGCCAACCAGUGACUUGGUUUUUUUUGUGCCUACGGCUUUGGGAAUGUAAUGUCUCUUUCCUCCGUUCCUUCCCCUUUCCUCUUUACCUUAGGUCCUGUAUAUACUCUUUAAUUACUGUGUUCCUCAUAGUAAUUAGACAUCAUUUGGUGAAUAAUUACUUCACUAUAAUCAAAGACAACAUGGAGAAAGCCUGGCAGUUUGCAUAAUCGCAAGUUCAUAAAGAAGAUUGAAAGUCCAGUUUAGAGAACCAAUUAGUUAGUUACAUAAUGCCCUGGUAAAUGAGUCCCCUUGAGUUUGGUUAGUUCUCUGUCCUGAGCCUUUUGCUGACUUGCCUACGAGGUGUAAUCUUCUUCAGCGUCAGAAGCAAGCCUUCCCUUCUUCAGAAUCUAAAUCAUGCUUUUGUCUUCAAAUUCAGACAGAAAUCGACAACUCCCAUCAGUUUUCUUUCUAGUCUUGUCAUCUUUAGAGUUUCACCUUGUUCCAACUCUCUCUUGACAUUUAGCUACUCCUAGAUCUUUUGGUUUUAUCCACAGGCUUUAGAGCUAUUCAUAUUCCCAGAGUAAACAGUAUAGGACAUGGUGUUGAUUAGCCGUGGAUACCUUCUGCCUCAUCUAUAGACAGAAAAUGGUAUAGCUGGCCGUGCGUGGUGACUCAUGCCUAUAGUUCCAGCAC